This is a messenger RNA of Gigantopelta aegis, 9551 nucleotides long. Its product is annotated as activin receptor type-1-like. Gene Ontology annotation, biological process: cellular response to growth factor stimulus; protein phosphorylation; dorsal/ventral pattern formation. The coding region runs from base 135 to 1730 and encodes 531 amino acids. Gene Ontology annotation, cellular component: BMP receptor complex; plasma membrane. The record is from RefSeq and is a predicted model, not a curated record. NCBI's taxonomy places the organism in Eukaryota, Metazoa, Mollusca, Gastropoda, Neomphalida, Peltospiridae. Gene Ontology annotation, molecular function: SMAD binding; transforming growth factor beta receptor activity, type I; ATP binding. The transcript has 9 exons.
GGACUCGGUGCGAGACUUUUGAAGCUCGAUCAAGCGUGACAUUGAUAUAUUAAUUAACUGUGAAUGUACUUGUGGAAUUGUUACUAUAGCAUGCAUGUACAUGCUAUGUACUGGUUAUACGUAUAUGUACAGUGAUGGCACCAACCAGCAGUAUGGUGAUCAACACGACCACACGACAUGACAACAGGCCACUGCAUACAGGCAUGGAACCAGCCAGGGCCGAGAUCACCUGUAUCUGUGACCCCCCAUCAUACUGUGAACACCGCUUCUGUAACACCACGGGGCCGUGUUUUGUGUAUCGGUUGAAAGAAAGCGAAAACAAGCCCGACAUCUUACGGAAAGGUUGUUUCGAGGCCAAGAAUCAUCAGAUGACCUGUAACUUCGACCAGAACCAUAUGUACGUGGGAACCUGCUGCGACGACAGCUUCUGUAACAGAGAUCUCAACCCCGUGUUCCUUCCCAAACAGGAGAUCGGCAGUGGCCCACUGUCGCCCGAUGCCGAUCUCCGGUUUCAGUUGCCGCUCAUCCUGGCCAUCUUGCUUCCUGUCAUCUGUGUGAUAAUCGUGAUCCCGUGCAUUGUGCUGCUGUGUCGCAGAAUCCACAAGCGGCGCAUGGACGCGCUGUUUGCCCGCGAGCGCAGACUGCUGGAGGACGACGGGAUUCGGGCAUCACAAGUCGGCGACAACACACUGCAGGAGUUGUAUGAUUCAUCAGUAACAUCAGGAAGUGGGUCGGGCUUACCGUUCCUGGUACAGCAGACUGUCGCAAGACAAGUGAGACUCGACGAGUGCAUAGGAAAGGGUCGUUAUGGCGAAGUGUGGCGCGGGAAGUACCAUGACGAAGACGUGGCUGUGAAGAUCUUCUCGUCGCGCGAUGAGGCCAGCUGGAUCCGAGAGACGGAGAUCUACAACACGUGCCUACUGCGACACGAGAACGUGCUCGGCUACUACGCCUCGGACAUGACGAGCCGCAACUCAUGCACGCAGCUGUGGCUCAUCACCCACUACCACCGACACGGCUCCCUCUACGACUACCUCCAGCGCAACAUCAUCACCAAGGAGCAGAUGCUAGAGCUGGCGCACAGCGCGGCCGCAGGGCUGGUUCACCUCCACACGGAGAUCGUCGGCAAUCACGGGAAGCUGGCCAUUGCACACAGGGACAUAAAGACGAAGAAUAUCCUCGUCAAGAAGAACGGCUCAUGUUGUAUAGGCGAUCUAGGGCUGGCGGUGACGCACGCACAGGAGAACAAUAAGUUGGAUCUGGGGAGGAAUAAUAAAGUGGGGACAAAGCGGUACAUGGCGCCAGAACUGUUGAACGAGACGUUGAAUCCAGAUUUCUUCGAUUCGUUUAAGUGCGUCGAUGUGUACGCCUUCGGGUUGGUGGUGUGGGAAAUCUGCAGGCGAACCGUGACAGGAGGUUUUGCAGAAGAGUAUAAAGUCCCCUACUGGGACCUGGUCCCAACAGAUCCCAGCUUUGAAGACAUGAAGAAAGUUGUGUGUGUAGAUCAACAGCGUCCAGUCCUGCCUAACAGAUGGGCUUGCGACCCUAUCAUGAUAAAGAUGUCGAAGCUGAUGAAGGAAUGCUGGGCACAGAAUCCCAAAGCAAGGCUGUCCAUGUUACGAGUGAAAAAGACACUUCAUGUUAUGCUCGCCUCAAAAGAGAAAGAAAAAGAAGCCGAUAUUAAAAUGAAAUAUGAUAUAGAAAGUUCGUACGAGAGUUCCAAGUGCUGACAAAACAUGAUAUUUUGCCAUACCUGAGUUGGUAACUGUUCGAGAAACCGGGAGAGAGAAGUCGAUUUUAAAACAAUGAUAUAUAAAGCUUGUAUGAGUGUUUGAAAAUGCUGACAAAAUCUUAUCAUUUUGUAACAGUUUGAGAAGCAGGGGAGAGAGAGAGACGCCAAUUCUAAAAAGAGAUAUGAUGUCGAUUUUAAAACAAAAUGAUAUAGAAAACUUGUACGAGAGUUCGAAAAUGCGGACAAAAUCUUAUCAUUUUGUAACAGUUUGUGAAGCAGGGAAGAGAGAGAGAGGCCAAUUCUAAAAGGAGAUAUGAUGUACAAAGCUUGAAUGAGACUUUGAAAUGCUGACAAAACCAUUUUUAAAUCAUCAUAGUUUGAGAAAGAGAAAGAGGCUGAUUUUAAAACAAAAUCUGAUAUGCAAAGCUCGUUCAAGAGUUUGAAAUUCUAACAGAACCAUAUUUUGUCAUUGUAGUUUUGUAAUAGUUUGAGAAAAAGAAAGGCCGAUAUUAAAAUGAAAUGGAGUGUAGAAAGCUUAUUUGUUAGUUCCAAGAGCUGACAGAAGUCUGAGUUGUUGCAUGGUUUAAGCAGAAACACGUGGAUCAAAUCUUAAUUGUAUAUUAUAGACUCUCGCACAUUUUGUUAUCCUCCAGUUUUAAGUGAUGUACAAAUGUCAAAAAUCAUGGGUGACAUACGAUGACAGAUUGAAUCAUGUGUAGUAGAUUUAUCACCCUCAUUUUGUAACAGUUCUGUUUAGUUGAGAUGUGUCAACAAGAAUCAAGUGUGGAACGGUAAGCGUAUGCUGACCCACAUCAAAUGGUGUGUAAUAGAUUGAUUUGUUCACUUUUGUUAAAGUGAUAUGCAGUAACAACAAUCGGUGACAAGAGGGUGAAAUACUAUGAGGUGCGAAUAGAAUCAUGUGUAACACAGACAGAUAAGUCAUGCAGAUUUUGAAGCCAGGAAAAGUGAAAUAAGCUAACAAAAGUGGAAUCAUGCGUAGCAUAUUGGAAAGACAUUAACAAGAAUAAAGCAUUAAAGUGUUGUCACAUGCUCCAGAUUGUGUGACAGUUUCGAUGGUUUAAGCAGUCCUCUUCAUUAACUUCUCCACCCAGGAGCCAGAUGGUGUCUCAUGUAUGUUUUAUAGAGAUAAUAUGAAAUGUUUUAGUCGCCAAAUGAAAACAAAUUGUCUCAUAGAGGGCUGUUUAAGUUGAUCUAGGGUGGUUUGAAACAUAUAUAUAACGUUCUCUGAUCUCAUCAAGUGAAACGUACGAUGGCACAAAUCAAUGUGGAAGGGUUGUGACAUUACCAGAUUUGUCACAGUUCAAAUUUGUCACAGUUCAGAAGAUUUAAGUGAAGCGUUGCCGAGGAGAAUUCUUUGUAAUAAUGUCACAAUCUGGGAUUUGUCACAUAUUUGUGUCAACUGCUUUUGUCAUGUCUCUAGUUUGAAUCAAGGUACGAUAACACAAGUGGGGUAGUUUUGCGAUACCGUAAAAUUUGUCUCACAUUGUGUCACUGUUUGCUGAGUGCUGAAAUGACCCUGACAAGAUGAUUGCCAUUAUGGCAGAGUUAAUAUAUUUGGCUGGAUUUGUCACAUAUUUUGUUAGUCAAAAAGUAUGACUAGAUUUAUAUCAUUUUGUGACUCUUUCAGAUUCAGUACUGAUAUUUUGUCACAGUUGUCCUGUUCAAAAUCAAGUCACAAAAUUUUACAUCAGAGCACAAUGGUGCAUAUCAUGUGCAUAAAAUUACAGAUAUGCAGUCACAGUUGUCAUAUUUGUACUAAGACCUAUGUACAAAUGACCAAUAAAAGUAAAGUGUCAUUCUCUUAGAAUAGUUUAUAAAAAUGUAUGUAUGAUAACUGAUGUACUUGUACUACUUGUGAAAAGUAUCAUGAAUAAAUCAAACCAUGGACCAAAUAAAAAUAAAAAUCUAAUUGAAAUUUAAAAUAAAGAAUCGUCCCUUCCUUACCAACAGUAACUGGUCAUUUAAUAUAGUUUUAAAGUAUACAUUUUGAUACAAAAGUCGUAAAAGACUGAGUUGUGUGUGGAUUGUACAUUUGCUACAUUUUAUAGCAUUGUCAACUGCAGUUACAUUUUAUUUCACAUCCAGACUGUAUUGUUAUCACAGUUCCCAAUGUGACUAACUUAGCCAUGAGACAAAAAGUAGUAAAAGACUGAGCUGUGUGUGGAUUGUAAAUUUGCUACAUGUACAUUGCAUAGCAUCGUGUGAAGUUCGUAUGAAGACUUCAUCAAACACAUGUACAUACGCUGAUAAUGACCCAGGUCGUAAAACAUUAUACCUGUGGUAAAUCGGGCAGAGGAGUCCUCUGUCUUUGUAUAUUAUCUGUAUAUUAAGGUAACACUAGUACAGCCAAAGAUCGCCUGUACAAAGUUUUAUGUAUAAAUUUGUUUUAUUAUUGCGUGUACAAAGUCUGUAUAAAACGUUUUGUUUUUAUUUUUAUUUUUAUUUUUUUUAAAGUGUAAAUUUGAAAUGUUUCAAUAAGCCAAAGAUUUGACAGUUCUUGUGAGGGCAUUGUAUGUGGAGACCAUCUGUAGAAGACUGUAACAAAUACUUGUUAUUUAACACAUUGAUCUUUGAUCUUUGUUCUAAAUGAUCGUUAUGAAAUCUAAGAAAUUUGUUGGGAAUUUUAUUGUUUCUCUUUGCUGUCACUUGAGGAAUAACAACAUUCACAAUGCGGUUCAUAGAUAUCAUAUAGAACCUAGGUUAAAAUUAAAAUGUACUAAUUUUUCAAAUUACUAAUUUACUUCAGAUUAUUUUUUAAAUUAAUUAUUUUGAAAACAACUUUAAAUAAUUUGUUGUAGAAUUGGAAACUUUACAGAAUCUUCAUCAUAACCACGCCAAAACGCACCCAAAAUAUAGAAGAUAUUUUUUUUUUUUAUUAUUUACAAAAAUCAUUAGAGCUUAAGUACUUAAGAGUGUCAUUAAUGCUUAAGCAGUGUUCUCAUUUUGCAAUUAGUCUCAUUGACAUGUCACAUGCGUUUUGUCGGCCCUACAAAAAUCAUAACGUAUAAGACUAAGUCGUUCCGAUUUAGGUGUUCUCACAGUAUGAUUCGAUCACGUGACAAAUCAGUACGACUAAUAGCUUAAUAGCAUCCCUUAAGUAAUAGUCUUGUUAUUGGAAGACUAAUAGCAUAAUAGCAUCCCUUAAGUAAUAGUCUUGUUAUUGGAAGACUAAUAGCUUAAUAGCAUCCCUUAAGUAAUAGUCUUGUUAUUGGAAUCGACUAGUCCUUAAUUAGACAUGACUAUUUCUUCUUUAUCUGUAAUCAUGUAUUAAGUGAGUGAUUAGUUUUUUGCCAUUGGACAGCAAAUAUGUAAUAAUGUGUAUAAUAACAACUAACUGACAUCCAAAAGAAACUUUAUAUACAUAAAAUGUGAAUAAUUUGAUAAAUAUUGUUGGUGAUUAAAAAGAACCAAUUUGGAAACCACCUUACAGACAUUUUGCAUGUAUCACGAAGUGCAUUGUGACAUUUAGAUAUUGAACUUCAUGAUACUUUCAUAUCCCACCGUACCGUUUGUUGGUUUUCUAUAAUACAAUUUGAAGCCUUGUAAAGUUUCUUUUGGACAUCAGUAUAUAUGAUUUUAGAUAUUGAACUUCACGAUACUUUCAUAUCCCACCGUACCGUUUGUUGGUUUUCUACAAUACAAUUUCAAGUCUUAUAAAAUUUCUUUUGGCAGUCGGUCAAUCUUAUGAUCACUGUACGCUGUUGUAUGAUGUAAAUUAUUGUUCGAGUUUCAGUUAGCGUUGCAGGGCGUUCAUGUUUCAAAACAUUGCCAGACCUUGCACUGUUGACUGUUGCUAUGGAUACCUUCGUGGUUGUUUCGGUUUAAAAGCCUGACAUACUGCAAUUAGUAAUAAGCCGAUUGAACAAUGAUGAAAUUAUUUUAAAUUAUAACGUUUGAAAAUAGUAUUAUUUCAAUAGAUUGGCCAUGGUAACAAAAAUAACAAUUGGAAAGUUGUGAAAUAACAAAACAGUUGUUAAAUAAAUACUGUAGGUAGAAACUUUUUUAACAAUAAAAUACUUUUAUAAUUAUUUUGACAACAAUUUGUACAAAAACCUUUAUCUUUUACUUUAUUUUGAAAAGUAUAAAGCUUGUUAAAUAAAUACUCCAAACCUUUUUUUUUGUAAUAAAAAAAAAUUGGAAUUAUUUUUACCAGAUUUUUUACAAAUUCCUUUAUCUUUUACUUUAUGUUAAAAGGUGUAAACCUGGUUAAAUAAAUAUUCCAAACUAUUUUUUGGGCAAUAAAAACAAUUUUGGAAGUUGUUUUGAAUUUUUUUUUUACAAAUUCCUUUAUCUUUGUUUUAUUUUGAUAACCGUUUACAUUUUUGUCCUAAAGCUGGUACAUUCAGAAAAUACAGAAUGUGACCCAAUGAAGAAUUCAACCGCCAACCCAUGGUUGGUUUUUUAAAGUUGCUCUUGAGGUUGCACACCAUCGUUUACUUUUUUAUGUAUUUCAGUAUAAUUUCUAUGUCAGAAUAUGUUCAGUUAAAAAAUAGGACAAUGUAGAGAGGGCAACAAGACUGCUACUUUUAGUAAGUAAAGUCACUUGGUAACUACCCAGCAAAAAAAUCAACACAAAAUAGAUUGAUGACUUAAAUUUUAGUAUCAAACUUAUUGACUCUUAAGUCAAAGCACCACUUCAUUUUGCUGUUAUGUAAGUGGUAGCUUACCACCUGUACAGUUGUUAUAUUUUACUACUAAAAAUAACAAUUAAUUUCAAACCAAUGUUGUUGUUUUUUAAAUACUACAGAUGUCAACCUGCUUGUAAUGAUCAAAGAAAAAUUUGAAAAGGCAUUUUAGUAGUUUACAUUUUGUUACUGAAGACCUAUUUCCAAAACGGGACUAUAUCAUGGUGUUAUACGAAGUAACAACAUUGGCAAUGGUGGUGUUUUGUGUGUGUGUGCUUGUGAGUGCGUGCGCGUGUCUGUGUGUUUGUGUGUGUGUGUGCGCGCGUGUGUGUGGGUGUGCGUGUGUGUGUGUGUGUGUGUGUGUGUGUGUGUGUGUGUGUGUGAUGCCCUAAAACACUGUUCAUUGAACUUUCUCUACUAUUGAGUCUGUAUUCAUAGAACUAUUUCUACUUUUAAGUCUUGUUAUAUAAACAGUUGGCCACCUAUGCUUACCUAACUGUAUGAUUGGUUUGAAUACUAUAUAGCAAUAAAUAUGUGUUGUAUGUGAUGAUGUCAAGUUUGAUACUGUUUUUAUAUUAAAGGGGCAGUCUUGAAGUUGCAUAAUGACCAAAAAUAAAAUAAGUUUCAUUUUCUUAUGAACUACCUAUAAAUAUUACACCUUUUAAUUGCAUGCCUACAAAAAAUAUUAAAUCAAAUAUAACAAUUUUAACUACUAUUUAUACAUUUAUAAGGGUGACCAACAGGUUAACAUGUGUGUAACAGUUGGAAUUUUAAUUGCAUCUCCAUACAGUGAAAGAAGAUAUUAAGGGGUUUUUCCUUUAUAUUUUUCACCUAUAAAUUUUGAGAAAACUGUUAAGUCUACAAUUAAUGAUCUUAUUCUGAGAACAGACGUUAAUUUACAGUGACCACAGUGACUAUACCAACAUAUAGCAGAAAGCACUGAUAAGCAAAGUUUGAUGAUCUUAUUCUGAGAACAGACGUUAAUUUACAGUGACCACAGUGACUAUACCAACAUAUAGCAGAAAGCACUGAUAAGCAAAGUUUGAUGAUCUUAUUCUGAGAACAGACGUUAAUUUACAGUGACCACAGUGACUAUACCAACAUAUAGCAGAAAGCACUGAUACGCAAAGUUUGAUGAUCUUAUUCUGAGAACAGACGUUAAUUUACAGUGACCACAGUGACUAUACCAACAUAUAGCAGAAACCACUGAUACGCAAAGUUUGAUUAUGUGGCAUCAAGUAAUUUGUAGCUAUUUAUCGUAAAUACAUGUGAAAAUGCUGAAAUACAACUCUUGCAACUUUGGGAAUGCGCCUUUAAAUAACCAAAUUAAGAAGAUGGCAGUCUGAAUUGCUGGUCAAUACAUUAUUUGUCUGUACAUGUAUAUAUAUAUAUAUAGCAGCACCAUACCAGGUGCCUUAUACAUAGUCAUUUUUUAAAGUGACUGACCCUAGUUUUUAAACACUACAACAUAUUUUUCACUAUUAGAGUUGUUUUUGAUAAUUUAAAUUUAAAGUUAUUUCCAUUUUAUUGUUUUAGAAUAUCCAUUUCUCGUACAUCUGAAGUGUUUCUGGUCAUCCUGGUGUUUGUAAUACCCCGAAAUACAUUAUUCAUAAUUCUAAAAGUGUACGUAUCUCUGAGAAAUAAAGGUUAUUUAGCCGAAUUCUAGUCUAUUUUUAAACUGUAUUUCCCCAUUUAAGCAUCAUCGACGUUUAGUUUAACUCUAUUGUAACUUUAUCCAGAUGUGUUACAGGUUUGUAGAUUAACCAAAUUUAAGUGUCCAUUUUCACAGGUUGAAAUUAGGGUCUGCGGCUUUAAAUAUUUCACUUCAUAUUUUAAACCAAUCUCUUAAACAUCAUGAUAUGAAAUGACAUUUUUUAUUUUUUUAUUUUUACUAGACCUCGUAGGCCUAGACAUUGUUUUUGUAUUUUGAUUCUUAUUUUGGACAUGUCAGAAUUCUAUUUUUAUCAUAUAGAAAUCUAGAGACUUCUAUUUCUAUUUUUAUCUCAGAUGUAGAUUAUAAGUCAUAGGGCUAUCAAACUAGUCAAGAAUUAUAAAAUGUUUAGAGAUGGUUCUUCUAUGACUUUAAUUGUACUUCACAAGAAAAUCAUUUUUAUACGUUUUCUCUGAUUGUAGAUAAUCUUUAAAGGGCCAUAACUCCCUGCCUAAGAAAAAUAUCGACUUGUAUGUUUACAUUAAUGAUGAUUUUGAGAUAUUGUAAUUUCUACAUAUAGGUCAGAUGGAGCAUGUACCUUUAAUUAUUUUAACACGACUUAGUAUGGUGUUCAAUUUCCUAGUCAGAUUUACCUAAAACAUGCAAGAUCAGAUAAAAACCUCGACUACAAAACGGUCUUUGCCAUGAACAAAAUUCAAGGCGAGCUGAAGAUCACUCUCCUGAAAUGGUUCUAGGCGAGUGAUCACUCUCGUUACAUAUACAUGUAAUGUGCCAUUCACUACUAUUUACUCAUUUUUUUUACUAAAUUUAAAUAUAAAAUGACAGGUUUUUUUAUCAUGUUUUUUUUUAUGUAUAACAUUAUUAGUUUCCAACAUUUAAAAAAGUACAACUAAAUUAAAUAUUAAAUAAAAUGUGUCAAACAUUUUAUCACAGAAAGCAUUUGAUUCAACACUCGCCUAUAACUUGCCAGGUGAGUGUUGACGGGUGCGUGAGUGAUUGCUAACCUUGCCAGGCAUAGACUGCAAAGUGUUAAAUUAUUUAAACACCCCUUGUCUUGGAAAUAUUUUUAGUCCACUACCGGUUCAACCGAAGGAGUCAAUAAGCUUUAUCUCCAUCCUUCUGUCAGUCUGUCUGUCUGUCAGUCUGUCUGUCCAUCUGUCUGUCUGUCUGUCUGUCCAUCUUUCCCUCUGUCUCACAUAGACUUUACCAUAGUUUGAUACCCAAUAAGCUUUAUCUCCAUCCUUCUGUCAGUCUGUCUGUCUGUCCAUCUGUCCAUCUUUCCCUCCGUCUGACAUAGACUUUACCAUAGUUUGAUACCCAAUAGCCGAUGCUGGGGUGUUGUUAAACAUCUAUUCUAUCCAUCUUACCUAGAGUUUUCUGGAGAAAAAAAAUCUUUUCACAAUGACUCAAGAUAUUGAGCUGAAAAUUUGUGUAUAUCAAGUUUGACUUUCAUGGCAAUUUACCAAUUUUUGACAGAGUUAUGGCCUUCGAAGUUAGGAGA